Messenger RNA from Anolis sagrei ordinatus, 4957 nucleotides. NCBI's taxonomy places the organism in Eukaryota, Metazoa, Chordata, Lepidosauria, Squamata, Anolidae. The record is from RefSeq and is a predicted model, not a curated record.
GAGGAACAUGUGGGACGCAGAAGGAAGCUGGGCACCAGCCUGCCCUGCUUGGGCAGGGUCUUCCCGUCUCCAUCCUAAAGGCCACCGGACGUCGGCAGCUCAGAUCCAACUUCUCCUCUGACGGGUUGUGCCUUCUCCCUAGAGGAGAAGACACCAGAAACGCAACUGAAAAGUGUUGGUUGAUCCACGUCAACCAAUAUAUACCCAAUUGCCAUUUAUGAUUAGCCUCUGUGAUUCCCUCCCCUGUGUAUAUUUUGAGAUGGGGGAAACCGAACAAGAGGGACUUGGAGGCAGUAGGCCGCUGAGUCCGCCCUGCUUAGAGGAUGCGUCAUGCAACCCCUCAAUACCUCCCCUGCCUCUCCCUGCUGCAAUCAGAGGGGGUCUCCUGGGGUCUGAUGACGAAGAACAAGAGGACCCUCGAGAUUAUUGCCGAGGUGGUUACUAUCCUGUAAAAACCGGGGACUUGUUCAACGGACGCUACCAUGUCGUGCGAAAACUUGGCUGGGGGCACUUUUCUACUGUCUGGCUUUGUUGGGACAUUCAGCGGAAGCGUUUUGUGGCCCUCAAAGUGGUGAAGAGCGCUGUGCAUUAUACUGAGACAGCUGUGGAUGAGAUAAAGCUGCUGAAAUGUGUGCGAGACUCUGAUCCCAGUGAUCCCAAGCGGGAAAAUAUUGUGCAGUUGAUUGAUGAUUUCAAGAUCUCAGGGAUCAAUGGUGUCCAUGUUUGCAUGGUCCUGGAGGUUUUAGGGCACCAGCUGUUGAAGUGGAUCAUCAAGUCCAAUUACCAAGGGCUCCCUAUUCCUUGUGUCAAGAGUAUCCUACGUCAGGUAUUGCAGGGCCUUGACUACCUCCACACCAAGUGCAAAAUCAUCCACACAGACAUAAAACCGGAGAAUAUCCUGAUGUGCGUAGACGAGGGCUAUGUGAGGCGCCUGGCAGCCGAGGCCACCAUCUGGCAACAGACUGGUGGGCCUCCACCUUCUGGGUCUUCAGUCAGCUCUGCGCCCCAGGAAACCCUGAAUGGGAAGCUGUCCAAGAACAAGCGGAAGAAGCUGAAGAGGAAGCAGAAAAGGCAGAGCCAGCUCCUGGCCGAACGGCUUCGGGACCUUCAGCAGUUGGAGGAAUUGUCCGUUGCAGCCGCAGGAGACGCCAGUGGAUCUGCCCUGACGCCAGAAUUACAGGGUGGGACCCCCAUCUCUGUCUCCACAGCUGGAGGAACAGAGGCCUUGGGGGGCUCUCUAGCUUGCAGCCCCCAGAGCUUGACCUCUUCCUCUGGCUUCUACACGCACAAUGCCUACGACAGCUGCAAUGGACAUUCUCCCCCAGGCACUGCCAGCCGCCACUUCAGUCCAGAAUCGGCCACCUCCGGCUUCUCAGGGUCCCUCUUCUCCGGCUCAGCCAUGUCCAGUGCCUCUAACCAGCGGGAGCGUGGAGGCCUUCUUUCCCCCAGCACUUUUGGUACCUCUGAAUUCCUGGUGAACCCCCUGGAACCCCAGAAUGCAGACCUGAUCCGAGUAAAGAUAGCAGAUCUAGGCAAUGCCUGUUGGGUGCACAAACAUUUUACAGAGGACAUUCAGACACGCCAGUAUCGGGCACUGGAGGUCCUAAUUGGUGCCGCCUACAACACUCCGGCCGAUAUCUGGAGCACAGCAUGCAUGGCAUUUGAGCUGGCUACUGGUGAUUACCUCUUUGAACCUCACUCAGGCGAGGAUUAUACCAGGGAUGAAGAUCAUAUCGCUCACAUUGUUGAAUUGUUGGGUGACAUACCUCCACACUUUGCUCUUUCGGGGCGCUAUUCGCGUGAGUACUUCAACCGGAGAGGGGAACUGCGGCACAUUAAGAACCUGAAACACUGGGGCCUGUAUGAAGUCCUGGUGGAGAAAUACGAGUGGCCCCUUGAGCAAGCGGCCCAGUUCACAGACUUCCUCUUGCCCAUGAUGGAAUUCCUCCCAGAAGAGCGCAGCACAGCCGCCCAAUGUCUGGAGCACCCUUGGCUUAACUCCUAAUCCUGAAUGGACUUGUUGCUCAUAGAAAGGGAUCCCUUGCUCAUGAGGAUUUCCCUGGCAGGGGGAUCCUUGUCCCCUCAGAGAAGCGAAGCGUUGUCUCCUUGGCUUCUCCCUCUCCCCACUCCGUGAUUCGAGACGGCUGCUCGCGUCAGCAGUUUACAUGGCGGACUGGAGCCCCAGAAGCGAGGGGAUCGUUUUGCCUCCAGUUCCAAAGCACCCAUAAUCUCUUAUCUUGUCUCCUUUCCUCUGGAGACAUUGCCUUCUUGGAGUGAUCAAUAGCCAUCCUUUUUUUUGGGACUGCUCUUGACUGAUGUUGUUUGACUCUUUAGUUUUGUUUCAUUACUCUUGGGAGUCCUUGCAGUUUACUUCCCGCAUCCUUCAUGGGCACCAGAGUGGCUGUGAAGCCGUGCAAGAGGAAACGUUCUCAGCAUGUGUGAGUGUGGUACAGGAAACAUGCAUGAGGGUGAUCUGGAAGAGGUACCUGGAUGUUUGAGUGGGAAGAUGGAAGUGGUGGAAUCGCCUUGCCUUUUGAUCCUAGAGUGGACCUUUGUCCAAAGGUCCAAACCAAGGAAAUGUGGCCUUUCUUGAGCAAAUCAUAUGCAAACAGAUGGAUCUGAUGUAGCCUUGGCCUGGUUGGUCAAUGAUAGGGCUACUUGGGAAAACAGGAGAAGGUAGGUGUGCCCAAAAAGAAAGUAGUGGUAAGUUGUAUAAGUGGCAAAGGGGAAGGAGUUGUUUCUAGAGGGCGGUCUACCUUCUAGCAUCUCAUAUAGCUGUGCAUUCAGGCGCUGACUGAGGAUUAUUUCAAAUUGUGAUGAAUUCAGUAGGACUCCUCCACCCCGCAAGCAUUUGCAAGUCCUUGUCCCCACUGCUUGGAUGUAUAGGCCAUAGAUUAUGCUGUGUCUCUAACACGCAUGUUUCACACUUGCCAGGGACUCCGUUACAAAUAUCUCCUCCUAAUUUGAUAGUCUGAAAAAAAUUAGCUGUGUAUGUUUGAGUUUGGGUGACUACCUAUCAGUACAUCUCCUGUGCGUGUCCCGCCACUCGCUAACAUUGUUACUGUCUGAAGCUGUUGCUACGUUUAUGUUUGACUCUUUUACUACCUGUGAUGAGUUUCUCGUUUUCUUGGAUGCUGAGAAAACAGCGACUUCGUGCCUUUUCAGAAGAAGCCGAUCUGCUGUGUGUGAUGAAGGACAGAAGAGACUGGAGCUAAAAGGAGACUCCCAGUAGUUCCUAGUCUUGCUCGUUGGAAUACUUGCUGGCCAUAGUUUGCUAGGUUUUUGGGGACAUCACGUCCUAUGGCAGGAUAGGAAAGCCACCCUGGGUUAAGCAAGUGUAGUCUGCAGUCAUUCUCGUGACUCAGGCCACUAAAGGUAUAACUUCCCCACCCUGACCCCCAAGAUAACCCUCCGGGGUGUUUAGCUGACAUUUUUACCAAGUUUUAGAUUGCUAGAGCAAUUUUAGGUCCAGAAAUUGUCUUUUUUAAACCAGAAAGGCAUCUAUCCAGAGCUUAUGCAGUGUUUCUCAACCUGUGGGUCCCCAGGUGUUUUGGCCUACAACUCCCAGAAAUCCCAGCCAGUUUACCAGCUGUUAGGAUUUCUGGGAGUUGAAGGCCAAAAACAUCUGGGGAGUCCAGGUUGAGAACCACUGGCUUAGAGCAUGAGGAAACUGCUCCUCCACAGCUCCAGAGGCCAUUGGGGGCAUUCCCCUUGCACAGUCUCGUAACGCAACCCUCUAGCCUCCUAUAGUUGCCUAGUCCUGCACUAUGUUAUAGCCCCCCCCCCCCCCCAAGGUUAAGCUAAAGAAAAGACAUGGGGAUCAUUGUAAAAAGAUCCCUGGAUGUUUUAACACACACCUCUCCCCCAACAUUGCUCACUUGAUUCCCAAAAUAGCAUGUGUACUACAGGGUGAGGAAGCAUAACUUCUUUUUCAAAACUUAAAAAAACCCUUUGUAUGAAUCAGAAUUUUUUAUAUUUUUUUUAUAAUGUAGGCGCAUACCUAAAGUUUUGUUUUACGUAGUUUUGAAGAUCAAAUUAGGUAGGUGACGUUCCCCCAUUCUCCAUACACUGAGUAAACCGAUUUCUGGCGUUUGUCAUGACUCUUGCCAGCAUAGCAGGCGUUAUGUUGGCAAUUUCUUCCUGGUUGUUGGUCUUCAAAUCUUGUAGGGUCCUUGGACGGGUCACAUAAACACGGGAUUUCAAAAAACCCCAUAGAAAAAAAUCACAAGGGGCCAAAUCUGGAGAGCGGGCCGGCCACUCCAAAUCCGCUUGAAAAGUAGGCUUCAACGGCAAAAGCACGCUCCUCACUGUUCCAACGCAUGAUGGCGACUGAACUGUGCCAGGACAAAACUUUAUACUCCCGCCUCUCGAACGAGACCACUAGCACUCCGCUACGUCUUCAACCGACUGGCGUGCAUUUUUAAAAAGGAAGUUAUGCUGCCUCACUCUAUACAAUAAGUUAAGCCACUUAUUUCAUAAGAAACUACAUUCAACCCACCCGUGUCAACAGUGCUGGCACCUAGCUGUUACCCACUCCCCUUCUUGCAGGCCGAAGUCUUAGCUUGCUGUAGGGUGCGUUAUUACCCUUGGGGACCUCCUUUAAGCCACAGUUGGGUUCAGGACAACUUGAGGCCCUUCCAGACAGGCUCUAUAUCCCAGGAUCCAGUCCCAGGUUUUCUGUUUUAAACUGGAUUAUAUGAGUCACCACUGCCAGAUAAUCUGGAAUAAACAGAAAACCUGGGAUCAGAUCCUGUCUGGAAGGACAAAAGUGAGACAUUUCUUUGCACUUCCGUCUCUUGAGGGGGAAAAAAGCCAUGGUGUUUGCUGCAGAUGUGGUCCACGUGUGCCAGUGUUGGGGGAGCAUGUGUGUGCGUGCGUGUGUGUGCAGUUGUUCUGAAUCCCCCCUGUGCUGUUGCAGGGACUGAAUUUAAGACUUUUCAUUAAAAGAUUUGCAAUA